AUGCAGCUCACAACCCUCACCCUCACCCUCCUCAUCGCAUCAACCCAAGCAUGGAAGUUCACCGCGGCCUGCCCGCGCUCGUUCAGCUACGGCGGUAUCCAGAACCGGGGAUGUACGCAGAUUGGAGAUAGCACGUGUGGGAAUGGGGAUCGUAUCGUCUGGAACAACGAAGGCAGCAAGAAAUGCACUUUCCGCGCCUACAGCGGCUACCCGUGCCGCGCGGAUCAGAACACGGGGUACUCGCAGAAGAAUUGGGAUACUAAGUUGAUUGAGGGGCGGUACUGGGGGGUUACGGGGUGCUGA
This is a messenger RNA of Dothidotthia symphoricarpi CBS 119687, 303 nucleotides long. RefSeq lists its product as uncharacterized. The record is from RefSeq and is a predicted model, not a curated record. The coding region runs from base 1 to 303 and encodes 100 amino acids. The transcript is spliced from 2 exons. Lineage: Eukaryota; Fungi; Ascomycota; Dothideomycetes; Pleosporales; Dothidotthiaceae.